UAAAUACUAAUAGUUCCAAUGUAUAUAGCUUUUUUUGUUUUUUCCUGUGUUACUAGUCACUAUUUUCUUCUAACAUUGGCACGCAUUGUUAGAUAUUUGUAUUCACCGCUAUUAUUAGGACUAGGAUUUACAUAUUUAUCCUGGGGGAGAGGAAAGCCGAUAGGACGGCUUAACCAUGUGGCGAACCACGGCCUCUAUUUCAAGCUAUUUUCCCACUAUUUUUAUUCCCAGUUCCUACUAUUCAAAACUUCAUGCUACUUUUCAACCAUGUAUUUAUUUAUCUGUCUUGCACAUUUGAUAGGUUUUCGGUAAUUUUUUGCAUUUCUGACAGCAAGCGAUGUCUCCCAUAGAUUUUGACUUGUAUAUUUCUAUGCUAUAUAGGAAUCUCAGACCCAAAAUUUACAGCAUUCGAGAUCAGCUAUAUUUAUAUAUAUUUACUGCAAGGCUAAUCCUGGUGAUUUCUCAGCUACCAUAAUCGUAUACGAAUAUUUGAAACAUUAAGUUUAUAUCAAUCAGAGACGGGGGAGGUCGUUGGGAUUCUAUUACAUUUAAUUUUAUCUACCUGAAUUUUGCUGUCUUAUUACAAGCACAACACUAAUUUUACUCCAUGUAAAUUAUCCACUGAUUCAAGCAAUUAUUUGGCUUUUAUUAUUGUAAAUUGAGUUAUAAGCACUGCCCGAUUUUGAAUUGUGUCCAUAUUUUUUUGUAUACUCGUAUUAUUCUUAUUUUAUUUUUUGGUGGGUGGGCACUUACUUGUAGGUUUUUUUAACUUUAUUUCAAGUUAUGCUCGCCUUCUGUAUUUGUUGUCUGUUUACUUUUUUGUAUUGUUCUGUUUUAGUCAGAGAGCCGAAAUAAAAUGAUUGAUUGAUUGAUAUCAAUUUCCGUGGUCAGGUUGUCCUAGCACUGUCAGACCAGGCUACCAACCUACUGCAGUACCAGGAGACUGUACCAGAGAUAUUGUACUGUAGCAUUGAUAAACUUAGUACUAACCUUUGAUCAAUCACGUAAUGCUGUGAUGUGUGGGAUACUGGGCUAUAUUUCGAAGAUAGUUUGUCUCUAUGGAUUACAGAAUUGUGAUUGAAUGUGCCAUACUCCAUUACUUUUUUGCAUGUGAAUUACUGAAAUCAAUUCUAGGCAAAUUUUUAUUUUGAUUCUAGUGUUUUGUUGUGAUUGUUCCUGCUUUUGAGGUAAACUACGGAUGCCUCAUGUCUUUAGAUUCAAAUUCAUAUCCUUUCUUCAUAAUUCCGUCUAUUUUAUUGAUAUGAUGUUGUUUUUCUAUUACUCCUAUUAGUAUUGCUGUUUCAAUUUAUUCUGUUUUUACAGUGUUAGUUGAUGACCGAAAGAUAAGAAGAUAGUGUGAUCAAAAUAACUUACUUACAGUUACUACAUCUAAUAAACAAUUUCUUUAAUGUUUUCAUGAUUGACUUAGUGAUUAUACUAAAAUGGCAGAGUCUGGGAUCAUGAAGAAAUACAAGUUAAAAAUACAUCAAUCGAAUUUCAGCGAGGAAUCACUGGUGAUCAACGCUAAAGAUUUUCCAGGAGUUAAGAAAGAUGACAUUCUUAAAAUACAUAACUGUGAUGGAGAUACUUCCAAUCAUCUUUUUAUGAAAGUCAAAUCAUUAAAAAGGGAAACAGAGUUACAGAAAGACACAAUCAGCAUCGAACACACAAUCGCAAAUCAAUUCAAUCUUCAUGCAUUUCAGAGCGUUUACGUUCUCAAAGUCGAUCCCAUGGAUAUCAGCCUGGAUUUACUUGAAGUUACCUUCAAGGACCAGUACAUCAGUAGGAGUGACAUGUGGAGAUUAAAACGCCAUUUAGUUGGGUCAUGCACUUGCAUUAAUGAGAAAGUGGAGUACUGUGACAUUCGAGCACAGGUGAAUGAACUUUGGAUUGAUAGUAAUAAAGUGAAAUGUGGUCUUGUGACGGACAAUACUAGAAUAGUUUUGCGAUCUGCAUCAGCUCUUGUUUAUAUUUUUCUUCAAAUGAGUUCAGAAAUGUGGGAUUUCGAUGCUUACGGACAAUUGCAAUUUGAAAGAGCAGUUAAUGGAUUUUUAAAAGAUCUUUUUACCAAGUGGAGAGAUAAAUGUUAUCAUGAAUUUACACUUGUGUUAUUUUCGAGGACAUUCUAUAAUGCUUCAAAAAUUGAGCAAUUUCCAGAAGAAGUUCGAGAUAUUGUACAAAAAAAUUACAAAGGAGAUUUUUAUAUUGAUUUCUAUAAUUGUGUCGCACAUCAUGAACGAAAUGAAGAUUGUACUCCAUUACUUUUUCGAUUGAAGAAAAUUUUCAAUGAUUAUAAGGAUAUGAUAACCAUUCCUAAUUGUCCACCUGGACACAAUUCUGUCGCAAGUGAAGGAAAUUUUCUUGAGGCUAUUAAUAUGUCACUAAAUGUUUUUGAAAAACAUUACAUUGAUCGAAAUUUUGACAGAACUGGACAACUAGUACUAUGCAUAACGCCGGGAGUUGGUGUUUUUGAUGUCGAUCGAGAUCUGACUGUUCUAACUAAAGAAAGAAUGAUAGACAAUGGUAUCGGCAGUGAUCUUGUAUGCUUAGGACAGCAACCAUUACAUGCAGUACCAUUGUUCAAAUUUCAUCAACUAAACAGGAACAAAGCGAAACAACCGUUACUACAUGAUUUCAAUAUUCCACACUGGAUAAGUCAUAGUUUCUAUUCAUCGAAUCCAUUCUUAGAUAAAGGAUCAACUGGAAUCAAGUAUGUUCCACGUAUUCUUUUUCCACAAAGAAAAUUGAAAACGAAAAGAAAACAAUCGUUGCAAAGUCGUUUUUCUGACAAACAAACAGAACUGCCUUCGCUACUGGCUCAUAAUUUUGAAGAAUUUGAUGAAGAAGUUUUCAGUCUUCCACAUUCAGUUUGUAAUUCAAGUAUGAUGCAAAAUAUAUCAAGUUCGUUUCAUCCUAGUUAUGUUCGUCGAUCAAGCUCGACCGAUUUCAAUAAGAAGUCAGUUGGAUCUCGAGUCAGAACAAUAAGUGACGGAUGGAAACAACAUUCCGGUUCUCCUGAUGACCACCAAUUUCAUUCACGUUCAUUAUCAAGGCAGACAACACCAUUGCACAUUCCAAGUGUACUCGGAAUAACAAGAGUUCGAAAACAACCAUUAGCUGGAAUCGCAAGUUCAAUAGGACCAGAUCGAAAUUUAGAGAAAUAUCUCGCAAUUAAAGAGGAUGAUGUUUCCUCUGAGUUAAAAGUUGGAAGUGCUCACUCUCUACAAACUCGAGCUCACAAGAAGAAACAAGCCCCUCGUCGUGCACUUAUUAACCCUUUUGUGGCAAUGUCAAGUACUUUAACCCCACUUACAUCAAAUCGACGUCGUUGGGUGCAUACUUACCCCAAGGGUCACAAGGUCAAGGAAGUAGUGCAUCUUCCACAACAGGAUGGCGAAUUGAUCCGUACUUCACGUCUGAGUGAGUCUUCUGAUCAAUAUAACGAUGAAUAUAGCUCAGAUGCAGAAAUCAAAUCCCAAACGAGGAGUUCUGGAUCAACGAUCGUCCCAAAACUAUCACAAAGUACUGUCGGAAGUGUUUCAAGUAGUGAAUAUUCUGUCGGCAGUUUGGAUUACACUGCGAAUACUUUCCCCAAACCUUGUGUAUUGGCAAGAGUCAAUGGAGCUGAUUUUCAGAAGACAUCAACUGUCGAUUGGAAAUCGUUACGCUCACCUGCCUGUCUUCCAAUCACAAAUGAUUAUUUUCCAUCAAAGCAAAGGUUACAUACUGACUAUACAGAACAAUCAUAUACUCUUAUACCAGACCAUGAAGAUAGCCAGUAUGAUGGAGUAUCUGAAGGUCUACUCAACACUGACUCUGAUCAAUGUACAGGGUGGCAGGCCCAAUCAUCCUCACCUGUGGCAACAAAGGAAAUAUUCCUUGAGCUUGUCAACCAGAGACUAUGUCAGGGAUUUCAACUGGUUGUAUCAGGACACUGGGGGAAAAGAAAACAUUAUGAUAGUGCGUCAAUAUUUGGUGGCAGAAAGUCUCCAUCUCCAGUGGGAGGUGAUGUUUCAUUCACUUCGGUUGACAGUGCUACAAGUCCAGUUUAUAAUGAUACUAUGGUGCUGUCUGAACAUCCUCAACGCUACACCCUCAAUCACGGAAGACAAUAUCACGUCAUUUUGCUUACAGAUGAAAACGAAAUUUCCGUAAAGAUAUAUAAACCAAGGCACUUGUUUUCGACUUUAACAAUUGAGUAUAAAUAUCUACUAUGGGCAGUCAGCAGAGAUAAAUACAGAAUGGCAAGAGUUAAAUUUUCUCACGAACAAUAUGAAAGUUAUCAUUGGAGUUAUCAAGAUAAUUGUGUUUGUUGUGUUGGUGCUGACUCUGACUUCAAGAUUGUAGAUAGUAUCAAGUAUUGGAGAUCGAAGUUCAUACUAAUCCCAUCAGCUAUAAACAAACUGAAAACUCAGAAGGCAGAAAUUGAAGCCGCACAAAAAGCAGGAAGGAAAGCUAGGUUUGACCUAUUUGAGGCUGAUGGUUUUCAUUCCGAAGAUGACGGCACUUCAAAUCAAGAUUACAAUCAAAUAUUAGAUGGAAUGGUCCGGUUUUUCGACUACAUGAAUAAGAUUCGACGUCCUGCUAAUUCUCUACCUUUAAGACGACAGUUGGUUAUGAAUAAAAAAUCUGGCAUCAGUGGGAUUUCUGCGUCUUCAUUGCCCACAAAUAUUGAUGUAUCUUCGCAAAGAAUUAAUCCUGCAAGCUCUGUCAGUGCCGGAAGUUUUCAGCAAAACAAUUCUCCAUCUCCCGCUACGACACCUGCAAGCGGACGCUCGACACCUCAACAAUUAAAAAUGCAUGCUUCUCCGCCUAAUAUCACUAGCAAGAUUCAUUCUUCUAAUGUCAAUGCAAAACCAGUGGCGAUACUUUCUAGAAAGACAGAGGAGGGCAAUCAGAUGAACCAAGAACUUGCUCAGCUUGAGAAAAAUGUUUCUCAAGCCAAAGAAGAGUCAAUAUCUCAAAUUGUUCUCACUCGUGAUACAGACUGGAAAGAUAUUUCGAGUGCAAUGAGAGAUAAAAAGUUCGAUUUCUCCUUUAUAUCACGACAACGAGGAUUACACUCAGACGUUUUCAUCAGUAUUGAAUGUGUACAUUGGUGCAUAAGAAAUAUUUCUGGUAUAGAUGAAAUCUCUGAUGCAGUUGAAUUAUUAGAGAAAAUGAGGAAAUCCAAGUUAAUUUGUCAUGCAUCUGGAUAUUGUGAUCACCCAUUCAAAUAUGGUUAUUUCAUUUACUAUUUAACGGAUGAGAAAGAUCAUAAUGAAAUUUCAGACCCUACUAGUCAUCAAUAUGAUACAAUCGGGCGAGGAAAUUUACGAGUUUUUGAAUCAAGAUGGUUGGAAUUAGAAGUGAAAUAUUGUAAAGAGGAAGAACCAGUCCUCCAAAUCGAAUCUAAAUUAGGGAAGAAAAGACCAAAAUCUGCUUUAUCUAGCUUGCUUGAGAAUGAUUCUCGAAGUAGAAAUCCCAGUGGAGCAAUUCCUGAAAUGAAGACUGUUCACAUUCCUCUGAAUAACAAAGUCAAAACUGGGAGAACAGAGUGGUGCCAGGUUCAAUAUCAAUCAAGUAUAAAACCUUGGCAAAAAUCUACUGUUUUCAGCUUUAAUGUACAAUGGAUGGUGGCAACAGCUACUUGCUUAUUUGAAAUGUUGCAAAGUUGGUUGCGUGAAGUGAAACGAUGCAAUCUUUGUAUGUUACCGAUGCCAAACAAUCCAUUUGCUUUUCCACACACGGAGAAGGAUGCAUCACCAUUACAUUGUCCAUUGUUUGUACCACUAAAUUUAAUUUCUCUAGUCGGCGAUGUUUCAGAAUUUGAAGAAUUGCUUACAAAAGGUUUGGAAUGCAGAAAAAGGAUAAUUCAAUUUAUGGAGAAAAUUGCAAUAAGAUUUGGAUUCGUCAGAUAUUUUGCUGGUCGCGACCCUGAAGCUGAACGAAGUAACUCUGCCAAUAGUCGACAUUACGUUCACUACACAGGACAAGUUUUCCUUGAAAUACCAGUGACUGAUGAUUUCCAGGUUCAAGGUCGUUCAUUGGCUGCGAAGCAUUAUAUUAUAAGAGGGGUAAAAACCCCAAUGUCACCCAGUCAUGAAACCAAACUUCAGUCUCACCUCAUAUCCCCACGGAGGGGGAAGAAAAGCGGGUUUGAUAUCACACCUGGGUUGAAUGAUGAAAGCCCCCCAAAACCCAGUGUCGCGUCGAGUAACCCCGAAGAAAAAAAUCCAACAGUUGAUCUGAAGUCAUGCGGAUUCUAUUUUUCAGCAAAUCAUAUGUUAACCCGACGUUGGCGAAUGGCAGCAUUUGACGAUUGUCCAGCUUCUAAAUUAGAGAGUGACUUUAUCAAAUACUGUGCUACCAUAAAUGAUCAUCGAUUGGUGGAUUUUUAUAAAUCAAUAUAUUUGUAGUAAUCAUGAUAAUACGAUUUUAAAUAUAAUAAAACUGCGAAGGUUUUGUG
Styela clava is the source of this 6448-nucleotide messenger RNA. Its product is annotated as GATOR1 complex protein DEPDC5-like. Gene Ontology annotation, molecular function: GTPase activator activity. Lineage: Eukaryota; Metazoa; Chordata; Ascidiacea; Stolidobranchia; Styelidae. Gene Ontology annotation, biological process: positive regulation of autophagy; cellular response to amino acid starvation; intracellular signal transduction. Gene Ontology annotation, cellular component: GATOR1 complex; lysosomal membrane. The record is from RefSeq and is a predicted model, not a curated record.